Molecule: messenger RNA, 1723 nt
Organism: Prorocentrum cordatum
Lineage: Eukaryota; Dinophyceae; Prorocentrales; Prorocentraceae
Source: the annotation of a GenBank genome assembly
GUUUACGCCUGUGCUGUUCUCUUUGCUCCUCUGGUAUAGUUGGCGGUCGGCCCCCUUGGCACGUUUUGCGCGCCAGGGGCGCCCAGCGCCGAUCCAAGAAUUCCGUGCGGAAUUCCGACGAUUUCUGUUUAUGUUGGCACUCGUUCUCUGAAGUGCGCCAUCGGAUUACAUGGUCCCGCACACGCCUCCAGCCAUGAUUUGCGAACCCCUCUUUUGGACGCCCCCGAAUAGUUGGCGCCGCCCCACCCUGCGACAGCAAGACGCCCAUGGAUGGCGGUCGCGAGCGGUGCGGAGCUGGCGCGCGGGAUCCUACAGGGCCACGCCGCUUCCGGCGGCGUGACCGCCUUGGUGGCGCAGCAGGCCCUCCGGACGCCGCACUCCCGGGCGCUGGCGGCUGGGCCGGGGAGCGCGGUAGCCUACGGCGAGCUCUGGGCCGCGGCGUGGCGCGCCGCUUCCGGGCUGGUGCGCGGCGGGCUGCGCGCGGGCGGGCACGCGGCCGUCUUCGUGGACGAGGGCGCGGGGCUGGUGACCACCGAGUUGGCGGUCUGGCUGGCGGCCGGCGUCGUGGUGCCCCUGGACGCCGCCUGGCCGCGCGAGCGCCUGCUGUUCCUGCUCGCCGACGCCGCGGCGGAGGUCGCGACCUGCGGCCGUGCGCAGCGCGCGCGCCUUGACGGCCUCGCCGUACCACUGCUCUGCCACGAGGACCUGCAAGCGGCGGAGCCGCUGCCAGGCUCUGCGGGGCGGCCGCCGACGCGGGCGGACGCGGUCAGCCACCUGAUCUACACCACCGGCGGCUCCACUGGGCAGCCCAAGGCCGUGGCGUGCUCCCACGCGGCGCUGCGGGCGUACCUGGUGGCGAAGCCUCCGGUGCACGGCGUCACCGCUGGCGCCGUGGUGCUGCUGGUCUCGGCGCACACUUGGGACCCGUCAUUGGGCGACACGUUCUCCUCGCUGGCGGUCGGGGCUACGCUCGCGCUGGCGCCGCGGGGGAAGCUGGUGGAGGCCCUCCCGGACGCGGUGCGCGACUCCGAGGCCUCGCACGCCUGCGCGACGCCCGCGGCGUGGUCUCUGCUCGGCCGCGGCGGCGGCGGCGGCGCGCUGCCGUCGCUGCGGACGGUGGCGCUCGGGGGCGAGCGGAUGCCCAGGGACCUGUCGGACGCGUGGUCGGGGCGUGUCCGUUUACUCUCGGCGGCGACCCGAAGCCUUACCAUACCAGACUUGGCACCACUGCGUGCCCUCUCGGCCCGUGCUGGCUGGGAUCCCGCUGCGGCGCGUGCUGGUCAGGGUCGGCGAGGAUCAGGAGGUCCUGCUCGCGGGCCCGCAGCUUGCUGAUGGGUACUGGGGCCGUGCGGAGCUCACCGCCCAGCGGUUUGUGGACGACGUGGAGUUCGGGCAGCGAGCGUUCCGGACUGGCGACCUGGGCCGGUGGGAGGACGGUGCCUUGGCCGUGCUCGGGCGCCGCGACAACCAGGUCAAGGUCAGGGGUCUGAGGGUGGAGCUGGAGGAAGUCGAGGCCGUGCUGCACAGCUCGGGCCUUUCGCUGCAAGCCGUCGUGGCCAAGGUGGGCGAUGCCCUGGUCGCGGCCUGCGUGCUGGCCGGCUCCGCCGCGGGGGGCGCGGCAGUGCUGCGGCACGGCGGGGAGGUGCUGCUCCGCGCGCACUGCGGCGACGAGAUGCCCGCGCACCAGAUCCCCGCCCGGCUCUCGGAGAAGAGUGCACGCCGG